AUGGCACUGGAUAUGGACAUCUAUGAAUUGCUGGUCAUUGGAGAUUCUGACCUACUAAUUCAUCAAGCACAAGGCGAAUGGGCCACCAAAAACAAAAAGAUCUUGUCAUACGUGAACUUGGCACAAGUACUGUGCAAGAAAUUUCAAAAGAUCGAAUUCCGACAUACUCCAAGAGCUCAGAACGAGUUUGCCAACGCGCUGGCCACAAUAGCAUCAAUGAUCCAACAUCCUGAAAGCAGUCACAUCGAUCCACUGAGGAUAAGCUUGAAGGAAGAGAACGCCCACUGCUGCCACGUAGAAGCAGAGCCGGCUGGUAAGCCAUGGUACAGUGACAUCAAAAUAUACUUGGAGAAAUGGCAAUACCCCGAAGGAUUCACGAGUGGACAAAAGAAGACCAUCAGAAGAAUGGCAAAUGGUUUAUUCCUGAACAAAGUAGUGUUGUACAAACGGACACCGGAUUUGGGUUUGCUUCGAUGUGUAGAUGCCAGCGAAGCCACUAAACUUCUAGAAGUACAUGCUGGGACAUGUGGACCCCAUAUGAAUGGAUUUGUACUGGCCAAGAAGAUUCUCCGAGCUAGAUAUUAUUGGAUGACCAUGGAAAAUGAUUGCUGCAAGUAUCUGCAAAGAAUUUUUACUUUUCAUGAGUGUGUGUUUCCUUUGAAUUGCCUCUUUCCUUCCUUCAAUCAGUCAUAUAAAAAGGAACAAUUCCUCCCCAACAUACAAGCCAUCAUCAGAUCUUAUCCAAACCUACUGGGACUAAUUACUAAAAUGGUGGCUGAAAGACCACGUACAAAUCGGAAAAGAUUGAUAAAACAGCAUCUUGUACAAGGCAAAGAAUUUGCUGUCCAACUUCAAACUCUGCUUCAACAACCUCUUGCACAUCAUAAACCAGUCUUAGCUCAGGACCUUAUUCUCAAAAUCUUGACAUCUUUUACUGAAGCUCUCUCUGAACUUAAUUUUGCUGGCUGCAAAGGGGUACUCCAGAUCCCGAAGGCUGACAGCGAUUUUAGGAAGAAGGACAAGCAAGUCGUGAAGGACCGGCGAGGUUGCAACCGGAGAAGAAGAAAUGCAUCAGAUUCAUUCACGAGAGAGUCUACAACAACGGUGGAUGGACAUGGAUGGAGGAAAUACGGGCAGAAGGAUAUACUUAAUUCAAAAUAUCCAAGGUGCUACUAUAGGUGCAGUCACAAGUAUGAUAAAGAGUGCCGGGCCACUAAACAAGUUCAAAGAAUCAAAGAGGACCCAAUAAUUUACCGAACUACAUACUUUGACCGUCACGUUUGUAAAUUUUCACUAAAGGAGCCACUUCAUCAGAUGGAGAAGACUCAAAAUUACAUAGUGAUAUAUCUUCUGCACUGGAUGGGCAGGAUUUGAUGCCAUCUUCUCCGGCUAUAAUGGCAGAUGAUUUUUCCCUUGAAGGGGUGGUUUCGAUUAUGACAUCUUCUGACUUGCAUGGUUUGGAUAUGGACGACAUUAGUAAAUUUGGUGAUUUUCACUUUGAGGCAUUAGAGUUUUCAUAAUUAUUCUUGUAACUUUUGAACUGAAUUAUGUCCCUUUGUGUCAUUCAAUAUAAUGAAGUGAAAGUUCUUAA
Molecule: messenger RNA, 1591 nt
Organism: Lycium barbarum (goji berry)
Lineage: Eukaryota; Viridiplantae; Streptophyta; Magnoliopsida; Solanales; Solanaceae
Exons: 4
Coding region: 1-1374 (457 amino acids)
Biological process (GO): regulation of DNA-templated transcription
Molecular function (GO): RNA-DNA hybrid ribonuclease activity; sequence-specific DNA binding; DNA-binding transcription factor activity
Source: RefSeq, a predicted model, not a curated record